GUCAAGUGAUACACAUGUUUUAUGCUGUAUACAUGUUCAGGUAAUAGAAUAAAUUGUACUAAUCUAUUACAGACAGCGAUUUGGAUGAUAACACAAGGGUAUGCACCUCCAUGUAAAGAUAUGAAACGAUAUGGUACAUGCUUGCCUCUACUACAUGAAGAUCUGACCAGUUGUAGCGGGAGGUCGCAUCAGGGGGUCAUACGAGCGGCUUUUGACCCUAUGACGUCAGACGUUUGAUUAACCAAAUUUUAUGUUUCUAGUGAGAUACCCACAAUUCCGUGCACUUCACGCCAAAAACUUUCCGUAACAGACCGUUUCAUUGGCUUACCCCUAACAUCACCUAGAACGCGGAUACAACAACUCUUCCAGAUCCUAGUGUAGUAAACACAACAGAUCCGCGUCACAUCUCAUUCAUACAAAGACCUUUAUAUACGCAGUCAGAAGACCUGUUUUGCUGUUUCGUGUGAAGUUCUAGAGACACCCACUAAACAGAACAUUAAGAGCCAUUGGAUUUACGACGAUUAUCAGAAAAUGGCAGCCAGUGAAUAUGAAGCUCGUUUGUCAGGUUGUUUAAACGGAGCUGCAGCGUGUUUAGCUUUGUCUAUAACACGAGAAUCUGGAUUAUUAAAAGUUUUUAUGGAGCCACAUCAACCUAUGACAAUUCCACAGAUAGCUUCUAGAACUAAUCUUAAAGAACGGUAUAUAAAAGAGUUAUUGGGUUGCCUAGUAACAUCAAGUAUAAUAGAAGUUGAUGAAGCAUCAGUCAAAUAUUUUGUACCAGAUGAACUCAGAUCAACUCUGGGUGGUAAACUGGAACAUCUAGAAUUAUUGGACUACGCAUCAGCACGUAAAGAAGACGUUAAAGCCUGUUUAGCGACUGGUGGACCAAAUGGGUUUAUCGCACAGACGAAACCUGGCUACGCCGAACUACAAAAGAAAUUCCGAUGUACAGAUAUGGAUAUUGUGAUCCAAGAGGAAUUCUUUAACCAUACACCGGAUAUAGAAAGAAAAUUAGAGCGUGGAAUAAAUGUUUUGGAGAUUGGUUGUGGAUUGGGAUCAAUAAUUAUAGAACUAGCCAGUAGAUAUCCUAACAGUAGAUUUAUUGCAUGUGAUUACUCAGCAAAAGUUAUUUCAAACGUCGCUAAAACUAUAAAACAGAAGGGCCUGAAAAACAUCAAGGCCAAGAAAGUCGACCUUCAUCAUCUUCCGAACAAAUGGGCGGGAAGGUUUGAUGUGGCUUAUAUACGGUAUACGCUGCAUGAUCUAGGCCAGCCGAUUAGAACUGCCAUAGAGAUAGUAAAAGAACUGAAAGAUGGCGGUGUUAUGCUCGUGGUAGAACUAUUUCUCAAGGGAGAUAACCACCGUGAAAACAAGGAAGACCCUCAUGCACCGCUACACUUUAUGUUGAGUGCAUCGGUGUGUGUUCCUGAAAGUUUGUGCCAGAAAGGGGGUAUUGGACUUGGUAGCACUUCAGGGAUGAAGUCUCUGAAAAACGUUAUUUACCAAUCCGGAAUACCAGUUUACAAUAUUCGGGCGUACGAACUUGGAGCUGUUCCGAAUUCUUGUAAGUUCGUCUGUCGCAAAUGAUGGUCCCAAAAGAAGUAUUGAUGAAUUUGUAGAACCAGACUUUUUAUGUCACCGACCCAGUAAAUUACCAGGACGCUUGAUUAACCCAAAAUCUUAUUUACAAUCGAGAUUGACCUCCAAUAUGCACGAUUUCAACUGUCUUAUUUAAUUACAUUCCAAUCAUCUA
Messenger RNA from Patella vulgata (common limpet), 1753 nucleotides. RefSeq names its product S-adenosylmethionine-dependent methyltransferase Rv2258c. The record is from RefSeq and is a predicted model, not a curated record. The transcript is spliced from 7 exons. Lineage: Eukaryota; Metazoa; Mollusca; Gastropoda; Patellidae. The coding region runs from base 532 to 1587 and encodes 351 amino acids.